AUGGAGGAUAUCAGCGAAGAACCCAAAUUCCCUAUGAAUCCAAAAUGUUACAAAAUCAUCCAAAGAAUCGGUUGCGGCAAGAACUGCACUAUCUUCAGAGCAUUUUGCAUCCCUAUGAAUUCUUAUGUCGUGAUCAAAUCCAUCAAUCAAUCCGGUCAGGAUUCCGAAUCAGUCGACAGCCAACGCCGCCGCCAAAUCUGGUCAAUUUUGCCAUCAUUCUCCGUCGCCGGCUCUCUUCAGUCCUUAAUGCUCUAUUCCUUCCCAAAUGGACUUUCAGAAGACUGUAUUGCCGUUAUUCUUAACCAAAUCUUGAAUCAGUUGUCUUAUUUGCACGUCAAUGAAACUCUUCAUCGUGAUAUUAAUGCUGGAAACAUACUUCUUGAUCAUAAGGGACAAGUUCAAUUGGCUGAUUUCAGUUACUCUGCUUCCAUAUCCGAAUUGGGUUCUCUUUCUUCUUCUUGUUGGUCGUCAUCUUUGCAGCCACCUCUUUACUGGGUUGCGCCGGAGGUGACUCAAUCUAGUGAUGGGUAUUCUAUGAAAGCAGACAUUUGGUCAUUUGGAAUCCUAGCUCUAGAAUUAGGACAUGGAAAGCCACCUCUGUUUGAAAUUGAUCAACUCUCUCAAUCUCUGAUCAAGACAAUCAGUGAGAGAUUCUUUUUAGGGAAUUAUGAAAACUAUAAGAGAACUCCUUGUUCUGACAAGAGUUUCUCUGAAUCUUUCAAGAAUCUUGUCAAGGGAUGCUUGGAACAAGAUCCUGGAAAUAGGCCUACUUUGGAGAUGUUGCAGAAACAUGUUUUCUUUAGAAAUUGUAAAUCCGCUGACUUUCUGGUCAGGAACAUGUUGAAUGAAAGAUUUAAACUUCCAACCAGGACAGAUGAAGAUGCCAAAGAAAAGGAAGAAGUUGAAUUGAGGAUUAGUGGGUGGAAAUUAAAGGAUGAAAAAUUGGAACUUUGUCCAAUUUUGUAUAAUGUUCCAAUUGGUUUGAGAGAAACCCAACAUGUCCAAUUUGGCGGGGAAACCAUAAUCGAGGAGAAGGAAGCAAUGGAGGUAGAUGAACUGCUAGAGAAGGAGCCAGAGGAAGAGGAAAAUGAAGAGAAUCAGAAGUUUGGCAAGUUUUUAGAAGUUAAUGAGCAGAUGGAUAUAAUCAGUGAGAAGAUGGAUGGUGUUAAUGAAACAACAAACAGAGAUGAAAUCCAAUUUGGCGGCGAAACCAUAAUCGAGGAGAAAGAAGUAAUGGAGGUAGAUGAACAGCCAGAGGAGGAGGAGGACGAGUCGGAAGAGGAGGAGGAGUUGGGGGAAGAGGAAAAGGAAUUGAAUCAGAAGAUUGACUGGUUCAUAGAAGUUAAUGAGCAAAUUGAUAUAAUGAUUGAGAAGAUGGGGGAUGUUAAUGAAACAGCAAGUAAAGAUGAAAUAUUUGCGACACUUUAUCUUGUGAAAGACAGCUUGGAAAAACAGUUGAGUCGAGUGAAUAGCUUGAUCAUUACUCAAAGCGGAGUGUUGCAGGACAUUAUAUCUAAGGCACUUUAUCUUGUGAAAGACAGGUUGGAAAAAUGGUUGAGUCGAGUGAAUAGCGUGAUCAUUACUCACGGUGGAGUGUUGCAGGACGGGAAGUUUAAUGUACUAGAGUCGGCGACACCUGAGCCAGAGUCCGCGAUGCAGACUCGAGAAGAUGAUGAUUCGUAG
This is a messenger RNA of Impatiens glandulifera, 1683 nucleotides long. Its product is annotated as serine/threonine-protein kinase BLUS1-like. The transcript has a single exon. The record is from RefSeq and is a predicted model, not a curated record. Gene Ontology annotation, molecular function: protein kinase activity; ATP binding; protein serine/threonine kinase activator activity. Bases 1 to 1683 code for a protein of 560 amino acids. Gene Ontology annotation, biological process: protein phosphorylation. NCBI's taxonomy places the organism in Eukaryota, Viridiplantae, Streptophyta, Magnoliopsida, Ericales, Balsaminaceae.